This is a messenger RNA of Staurois parvus, 275 nucleotides long. The record is from the annotation of a GenBank genome assembly. Lineage: Eukaryota; Metazoa; Chordata; Amphibia; Anura; Ranidae.
UAACAUGUUCCCAAAGGUGAACUUAUCCUUUAAUAUGCCUGCAUCUAUUGAUCAUUUUGGGACAUGGUUCUCACAGAAGGAACCACUGCUUAUGCAGAGCUUACCUUACAAAGCAACAGGGCGGACUGACCAUUUGGAAACUCGGGCACUGCCCGAGGGCCUGGGGUCAGUAGGGGGCCCCAUGAGAUGCCCCUGGUACCUUUUUCAUAGGCUUUUUUGAGUUUGGGCAAGGACACAAGGGCUCCAUGAUCCCCUAUUGCCCGGGGGCCCCAUGA